Molecule: messenger RNA, 2186 nt
Organism: Kogia breviceps (pygmy sperm whale)
Lineage: Eukaryota; Metazoa; Chordata; Mammalia; Artiodactyla; Physeteridae
Source: RefSeq, a predicted model, not a curated record
CACAUACAGACCAGGCCCCUAACCACUUCCUGGGAGCCUGCGUGCCAGCAGCCUGGAACUCAGAGCCAAUCCUGGAGCCUGCACAAUCAAUCCAGACUGAAGCCGAUGUCUUCUAGAGAGACCGAAGUGCAAUCCAGCCAGGGCGCAGCAGGAUUUUGAGAGGCCCGAAUGCCUCCGAGUCCACCAGGGGACCGCUGGGACUAAUUCUCUUGUCAAACUUGUGGCCAGCCAAAACUGCCAUGCUACACAUCCCUGUUAUCUUUGGUUACCGUCCAAGAUAUGCUCUUCCAUCUGGACUCUGUAAUGCACUGCAUUAGCCCUCUACCCAGAAAAUGUCAGCUCUCCGUCAAAGUAGGAAGCCUCUCUCUGCAUCCCAAAUGGGAAAAAUGCUGACAGAACUUUUAACUUCAAAUUUUAUGGAGUGGCUUACAGAAGAGAUGAAAUGUGGUCUGAGGGACGAUAUGACUAUGAAAGACCUCCAAGAGAAAGAGUACCUCCUCGAAGUCACCCCAGUGAUGGCUACCAUAGAGUAGUUAAUAUUGUGCCAAAGAAACCACCACUGCUAGACAGACCUGGUGAAGGAAGCUACAGUAGAUAUUACAGUCAUGUUGAUUACCGAGAAUAUGACGAGGGCCGCAGUUUUUCUCAUGAUCGAAGAAGUGGUCCACCUCACAGAGGAGAUGAACCUGGCUAUCGGUGGACAAGAGAUGAUCAUUCUGCAAGCCGACAGCCUGAAUACAGGGACAUGAGAGAUGGCUUUAGAAGAAAAAGUUUCUACUCUUCCCAUUAUGUGAGAGACCGGUCUCCUCAUAAAAGAGACACUCCUUUUUUCAGAGAAUCACCUGUAGGCCGAAAGGAUUCUCCACACAGCAGAUCUGGCUCCAGUGUCAGCAGUAGAAGUUAUUCCCCAGAAAGAAGCAAAACUUACUCUUUCCAUCAGUCUCAACAUAGAAAGUCCGUGCGUGCUGGUGCCUCCUACAAACGGCAGAAUGAAGGAAAGCCAGAAAGAGGUAAAGAAAGACCUGUUCAGUCUUUGAAAACAUCAAGAGACACUUCACCCUCAAGUUCUUCAGCAGUUCCUUCAUCAAAGGUGUUAGAGAAACCCAGUAGGCUAACGGAAAAGGAACUUGCUGAGGCUGCAAGCAAGUGGGCCGCUGAAAAGCUAGAGAAGGCAGAUGAAAGUAACUUACCUGAAAUUUCUGAGUAUGAGGCGGGAUCCACAGCACCAUUGUUCAUUGACCAGCCAGAAGAACCUGAGCCAAAUGCAACAGAUGGCAUAGAAUUAUUCGAAGACAGUCAGCUAACCAGUCGCUCUAAAGCAAUAGCCUCAAAAACCAAAGAGAUUGAACAGGUUUACCGACAAGACUGUGAAACUUUUGGGAUGGUUGUGAAAAUGCUGAUUGAAAAAGAUCCUUCAUUAGAAAAGUCUAUACAGUUUGCAUUGAGACAGAAUUUACACGAAAUAGGUGAGCGGUGUGUUGAAGAACUCAAGCAUUUUAUUGCAGAGUAUGAUACCUCUAGUCAAGAUUUUGGAGAGCCUUUUUAGAUUACUUGCUCAGGCAAAAAAAAACAAAGUUUUUAGAUUUUUUUCCCCCCUGGAUUGCGUAAAUCCUUAAUAUAUGGAAUUUUUGUGAUGAAGAGAUAUACUUUAUGACAGUGACCAUAUUUCCAAUAUCAAAUAAACAUCUAAAAUAGUCUAAGAUAUUUUAAUUAGAAUUUUUGGUUAUCUACAUGUAGAGCUUCCUAAUCCAUACUUAUCUUUUUUUCCCUCCUAAAAUGAUGGGUCAGUUAAUUUUUCAAGCUUUCUUGAAAAUGCAGUCCUGGAGAGCAGCUUUCUGCACUUACUCAAGUCCUGUAGUCUUCCUUAGUAUACAAUCAUUUGUUUGGUCACACUAGUGUAAUGUAUAGGUUAGAGGUCAUUCCACUGAAACAUUUAUAGUCUUUUUGCAUUUCAUAGUCAGUGAUACCAUGUGAAGAUGUUAGAAUCCUGAGGUGAUCUUAUUGACUUGUUGCUUGCUUAUCUUAGGUUUUAUAACUUUUAAUAUGUUUAAGUAUAUUACCCAAAUAAACUGAAUACUUUGUUAUCUUAGAGAAUAGUCACUUUGAGGAUAAUUCUCAUUGUGAUAAAACAGAGCACUUAAAUCUCUAAAAGUCACCCCAUAAUAAAAUCCUGUUUUCCAAGUAAA